GAUCCUUAUUCCCCAUCACUAACGAUCGAAACCUCGCAAGCACCAGAUGACGGGAUGUUACCGACAGGCUAUAAUUACUCAAUUAUUUGCAUCAGUAAAAUUUCCGAAAAAUUCCAUGGAAACCCAUACUAUGGUCAGCCAUAUUGGAUACAGAUUUUCUUUAAUGAUGCCUACGUAAGAAGUUGCGGUGGUAGAAGCAGCGACAGCGAAGACUCAAAAAUAUGUACGUACCCCAUUGUGAAUUCCGUAGAGGCUGAUUCUGGAAAUUAUAGCUGUGUGGCACGCAACCAGCUGUCCUGCAUUAUUGGGACAUUACCCGUCAAGUUUGAAAGUAAGUUUGCCGUUAUUUGUCAAUUUUGUCCUUUUAGCCCUUGAUUUGCUUUAGUUGUGCACAAGGGGCCAAAAAGUUAAAUUAAAACUAGCAAAAUGAUUUUGCAACUAAGACUUACACAGCGAGUUUCUUUCCCUUUUCACUGCUUAGAGCCGACACUUCCAACCGUAACUUUAAACCCACCUCAGGAUUUCAACGUUUCCUAUGGAAGUACAGUCAACUUUACAUGUGAGGCAAGAGGAUCUCCCAAACCUAAAAUCACUUGGUAUAAAGAUGGCAGGCCCCUCUUUGGAAGGAACAUCCAGAACGUACAGGGAAUUUCACAACUAACCUUGGAAUCCGUUACAUCAUAUGACGGGGGCGAGUACUGGUGUGAGGCAAAAAACUCAGAAGGAUGGAGAACAUCCAUCAAUACGACUAUUAAGGGUUAGUUAUUUCUGGCUCAGACACCAUUGAAUCAUCGUGUUUAUUUCAUUGCUUUCUCAAGCGGUCAGGUGUUGGUUGCAUGCUUCAUUUACAUUAUUCUAUCACCUGAAGUGUUUUCUUGGUAUCUUCACUGUAACCCAAUGAAUAUCAACUUUCCUUUCACUGUAGUUCUCUCAGUGCCAGUCAUACUGGUUCACCCAAGCAACGUCUCCUUAAACCUGGAGGAAACAAAUAUAAAGGUGAUCUUCUUCUGCAAGGUUAUUGGUUUCCCUCGUCCUUCUAUAACUUGGCUAAAGAACGACUCUACCUUGACUGGUGGUAUGGUGGUUCAGAAUGGCAGCAGCUCAUCUCUUGUGCUUCAAAGUGUGACAAAAGAGGAAACCUUCGCAAGAUAUAAAUGCAUUGCCAAGAACUCUCUCGGAGAAGUGUCAUCAAAAGAGGGAGUGCUGGUAGUCCGUGAACAGAUUCAACAUUCAGGUGCCUGCUUGGGUUAUAUUUUAUCCUGUUAUGUAUAAAGAUGAACGCUUAACGACUAAUAUAAUGCUGGAAUAAUUUCGCUGUUAUCUUCUUCUGUUAUUCCUUUGUGAUUUCGCCUUGAUUCUUUUCUACGGUUGCAUCAACCCUAACAUAGGCUAAGGGUCUUAAUUUUUGAUACUAGGUAUUACAAAGGGACAACGCCCUUUCUAUUUCCAGCCAAGAAGCAUCAAGGCUAUCACAGGAGACCACGUGGUUUUCGUGUGUGCCGUGGAGGGUAGUCCUGUCCCACAAAUCGUGUGGUUAAAAGAUGGUUCAGCAAAUGUGGACGGUAACAUUGAUUACUACUCAGGAGAGCAAAGUGCCACUUCUGUGCUCAAGAUCUACCCCGUGAGUGAGAGCCACGUUGGUCGUUAUUCAUGCGAAGCAACAAGAUUCGCGGGAAAUGCAAUCUCACAGGAGGCAGUACUCGUCAUAACAGGCAAGGAUAAAAAGAGGCUGAGUCGUUCAAACUUUUUGUGUACCUGAGGCCAUUAUAAAAUAGGUAAUCCUGCAUUAUAACGACAUCGCACUCUUAACUUUAUUAUUUUUCAUUUUAGAUAAAGAAUCCUCUCAUUCCACAUUGUGCAUAUCCAAAGCUGUGUGGGUCCCAGUUGCUACAGGAGCUUUUGUACUACUUCUUAUUGUCAUUUCGAUAUUUUUUGUUCACGUCAGAAAUAAAAAUGCCAAAUUCAACAUCGCGAAAAAGGUAAGAUGGUACAAAUGUUACUUUCCUGUCGUUGUUGUUUUUUUUUGUGAAAAACUUAUUGACAGAGACUGAUUUAUUAGAUAUACACUACAGUGCAGUCUAAAACGGUGAUAUCUGUUUAUAUUGGUCUUCCAGAUGGGAGAAGAUAACCAAUUCCCACAUCUUCACACCCAAGACGAUAUGAUAUGUCAACAAAGAGGAGACAGUAAAGCCCCGCGAUAUCAGAUGACAAACUUGGCAUUUACAAAUCUGUGA
This is a messenger RNA of Pocillopora meandrina, 2234 nucleotides long. The record is from the annotation of a GenBank genome assembly. Lineage: Eukaryota; Metazoa; Cnidaria; Anthozoa; Scleractinia; Pocilloporidae.